AUGGGCCCGACGCUCCAGCGCCAUCCAUUUUCAGGGCUAGUUGAUUCGGCAGGCAUAGUUCACCAUCUUUCGGGUCCUAACACGUGCGCUCAUGCUCCACCUCCCCGGCGCGGCGGGCGAGACGGGCCGGUGGUGCGCCCUCGGCGGACUGGAGAGGCCUCGGGAUCCCACCUCGGCCGGCGAGCAGCGCCGGCCUUCACCUUCAUUGCGCCACGGCGGCUUUCCUCCCGGAGCCGGUCGCGGCGCACCGCCGCGGUGGAAAUGCGCCCGGCGGCGGCCGGUCGCCGGCCGGGGGGCGGUCCCCCGCCGACCCCACCCCCGGCCCCGCCCGCCCACCCCCGCACCCGCCGGAGCCCCCCUCCGGGGAGGAGGGACGACGGGGGAGGGAGGCAACCCGACUCCGGGAAGACCCGGGCCCGGCGCGCCGGGGGCCGCUACCGGCCUCACACCGUCCACGGGCUGGGCCUCGAUCAGAAGGACUUGGGCCCCCCACGAGCGGCGCCGGGGAGUGGGUCUUCCGGAGUGGGGGCCGAAAACACGGGCGCGGGCGGGGAGCACGAGCCGGCGGCACAGGCGGGAGCCCUGCCGGGCUUGGAGGAGGGGCAGGGGGAGACGGUGGGGGAUGCGUUGACGCCCAGGGGCGGGCCCGAGCGCGGCACGGCGCACGCACGCGGGGAGGCGAGGGUGGGGGUUGGAGGGAGCACACGCACGAAGCCGGGGCGGCGGGCGGGGCGGGGCGGGGGAGGGGGGGGGGCCACGGGCCACGGCCCUCGCCCCCCGCACACCCCCACCGCCACAGCCACCGCCACCGCCCACGGGCACCGCCGCCCGGGCUCCUUCUCCUCCCCUCCUUCACCGAAGCCCCCGCGAGCAACCGCCGCACGGCUGCGGGGCCGGGCGACGGACGGCGCGGCGCGGCUGUCCGCCCUGGGCGACAACACCCCGUCGACCCCCGACCCACCGCGGGCUCGGGGCACACAGCGCGGCGUGGCCGCAACCCGGGGGAAAGCGCGCAGCGGCGGGCGGCGCCGCGGCGUCCCGCGGGCCGCCGCCGGGGCACGCGUCCCCGGGGCGCGGCCCCGCGCGCGACUCGGCCUCGGCGCGAGCCGCCCCGACAGGGCGAAGGCCGGGAUCGCCGGCGGGGAGGGAGGGGGCGGGCGCGGAUCCCGGACGCGAGGCGGUGGCCCGCGGAUGGGGGGCCCCCACGGCCCGGACGACCGCGGCUCCCCGCCGGGGGCACGGCGGCGAGACCGACGGCGUUCCGGAACCGGGCCCUCCACCACGACGGGUCAACACCGGCGAGCGGCACGGGACCGCGACCCUCCCCAACACACAACCCCGGGCGACCCCAAGACCGCGGGUGCCUCCAGCCGGCCAGUCAGACACAAGCGAGACCAGACUCCGAGAAGGUCGGAAAGGUUGGACAACGGGGCAUCCGGCCACCGCGCGCCCCCCCCACGCGAGGGGCGAAGCUCGGACAACCCCACAGGCGCCCAGGGGGUUCCCACCUACCCCCCCACACCCACCGAGGGACGCGGGGCACACACGCACAACGCACGGCCCCACGGGGCCGCCGGGCAGCCCCCUCCCGACGGCCGCACGGAGACCGUGGCGUGGCGCAGCAACCCCAGCCCCGGGGGCCCGAACCACCCCCGGAGGGCGCCACGGGGGCCCGCCGCCGCGCCGCGCAUCCCGAGACGCGCCGAGGGCGCCGUGCGGGCACGGCGACCGGGAAGGACCAGCGCCGAGGACGAAGGCGGCGGCGGCGGCGGCGCGCGCGCGCCCCUCCGCAAGCCCUCGACCCGCCGUCCGCGGGGAAGGCGACCCACCGCCGUUCCGCCGCCGGGGCCGCACCGCGGGGCUCCCACUCGCCCCUUGGGCGCCUCCUUCCCCCCCCCUGGUUCCUCAGGGCCCUUUUUCCCCCCCGCGCGCACUUCUCUCUCGUCCCUCGCGACCAGCGGGCCGGCACCGCACCGGCCCGCCCGCGCCGCACGG
Molecule: messenger RNA, 1995 nt
Organism: Neogale vison (American mink)
Lineage: Eukaryota; Metazoa; Chordata; Mammalia; Carnivora; Mustelidae
Product: collagen alpha-1(I) chain-like
Exons: 8
Source: RefSeq, a predicted model, not a curated record